Molecule: messenger RNA, 846 nt
Organism: Cutaneotrichosporon cavernicola
Lineage: Eukaryota; Fungi; Basidiomycota; Tremellomycetes; Trichosporonales; Trichosporonaceae
Exons: 2
Coding region: 1-846 (281 amino acids)
Source: RefSeq, a predicted model, not a curated record
AUGAAGGCUUUGCUCGUCCUCUGGGCGACCACCGUCUCUGCACUCUUAGCCAACGUCACCCUCUCUCCUCUCGACACUGCGUUCACCUAUGCUUCCGACCCGGCUCUCAAGAGCCGCUGGAGCGACUCCCGAGACAACGAUGGCAAGGUGGACAACUCUGGCCUGAACGUUGCGGAUUGUCUACAACAGACCCAAAUCUUGGAUUGCAUAUUCCCACUCCCGGACAGUCCUUCUUUCCAGUCCCUCCUAAUGUCGCUCAAGCCUGAGCUGGUUCGUGUCCGCUGCGACUGGGGCAAGAACACGACACUUGAUCCUGAUUUCCUCUCGGCCAACACGGCCGUCUAUUUCACGAACAAUGCAGUCCGCAAUCACGGAAAAGUGGGACAACACGUAACGAUCCUCACUCCCGUCCAGGCCAAACGCCACGUCCUGAACUGGUGGUAUGCCAAGAGGUACACACACACCACGUCUGCACUCAACAUCCUCGACGGCAGCUCCGAGGCGACAGAGUUCGUCCUUAUUCUCCACCGCGACAACCGCAGGGACUGUGCCCAAAUCGGCAGCAAGAUCUCUCGCGGACUGACGGUGGUAGUAGACGCAGUGCUGCGUCGCUCCGAAAUACGAUUCACUCUGGUCGGUCUAGAGCGCUGGUGCGGUUAUCAUAGCCCCGCUCGCGAGUUCCUCGAGCGGCUUGUGAGACGGCGCCAUUCACCAUAUGGCUCCAGCAUUUCACCCAAUGUGGAGUUUCUCUCGCUCCGUCAGUAUCACGACCGCCUUGGAAGUGCACAGUUCCAUCUCGAGACUGUUCUCCCUACCCUCAAGGUAAACAAGUCGUUCCCUCGUUAG